AUUUUCUCCCUCUAGUCUUCUCUCACUGCUCGAUGAGACCGAUGCGGCGUACGGAGGCGUAUACGGAAUUAUCGUGCGUACUUUCUUCUCGCCAUUCGGUUUCCGUACGGCCACCUUGCCCUCGCUCCACUUUACAACGCGUAUCUCGGUUAUUACGCCCGGGCCGACAUAGGCAACGAUCGAAACCCUCGAGCGAAAGCUCCGCGACCCGCGAGGAGCUGUCGUCGGAGUUCGGCCAAUAUGGCGGUUACACGCGCUUACACGGUGCCUUAGCCAGCACUGCCGUCUGUCUCGCGGACGGUUCCAGCGACGCCGACGCGAGGCGCCGCGAUGCGAAGCAACCCGGCGCGGACGCUUCUCCGCAGACCGCCACCGCCGCCACCGCCACCGCCGACGCCGACGCUGACUCCGCCAACGUCGUAGAACGCCGACGCCAACGCGGACGAGCCAUCGGCCGGUGUACAAGCGUUGCAACGAAGCUAAUGCUUGUGAUCCUGCAUGCGAAUGACCCGACAGUGUUCGCAAUCCUUCGUUAUAAUCACAGGUAAUUCCGAGGAUGGAAAAGCUGCAAAUUCGUGAAUCACGAUGGAUGGCUGAGGGUUGAAGCUACGAAUAAUUUCGACGAACCUUAACGAAUUUUCGCUCUACGAAUGUCCAUGUAUAAACACAGCUAAUAAUAAACUAUAAUA
This is a messenger RNA of Odontomachus brunneus, 689 nucleotides long. RefSeq lists its product as uncharacterized. NCBI's taxonomy places the organism in Eukaryota, Metazoa, Arthropoda, Insecta, Hymenoptera, Formicidae. Bases 33 to 548 code for a protein of 171 amino acids. The transcript is spliced from 2 exons. The record is from RefSeq and is a predicted model, not a curated record.